Phalaenopsis equestris is the source of this 2139-nucleotide messenger RNA. Its product is annotated as protease Do-like 9. NCBI's taxonomy places the organism in Eukaryota, Viridiplantae, Streptophyta, Magnoliopsida, Asparagales, Orchidaceae. Gene Ontology annotation, biological process: proteolysis. Gene Ontology annotation, molecular function: serine-type endopeptidase activity; protein binding. The coding region runs from base 134 to 1888 and encodes 584 amino acids. The record is from RefSeq and is a predicted model, not a curated record. The transcript has 9 exons.
CUGAGAAAAUUGGUAAAUCCGGGCCAAAUCGUACCACCCCUUCUCGGCCAAACCCCCUCCGCCUUCACUCCUCCGCACUGGCAGCGACGAUCAGAGCUAUUGCAAGUAGUUUUCUGAAACCCUAGCACUCGAAAUGGAACCCUCUAAGUCGAAGAGGAAGAGGGGCCGCAAAUCCACGAAGCCUGUCGCGGAGACGAUGGAUCUGCAACUCCCAUCGUCCUCCCUGGCAGCCGACGAGGCCCAGGUCUCGCCCGCCGACUCCUCGCCACCAACCACCUCCCGCCUACCUCGUGGCCGGCCGCGUAAGACUCGCCAAAACAGCAUCCCUGAAGAUGAUGUCGCCGGCGGGGACAACAAACUGCAGCCUUCGUCUCUUAAACGCGGGCCGCAUCACAUCUUCUCGAGCAACGGCGAGCGCGCUGAUUUGGUGAUGGUAUCCGCCGCAGGGGAGCCACCGCCGAGGUGGGACCAGGUUGUUAAGGCAGUUCCGUCCAUGGACGCGGUGGUUAAAGUGUUCUGCGUGCACACGGAACCCAAUUUUUCUCUGCCAUGGCAGCGGAAGCGCCAGUACAGCUCGAGCAGCAGCGGGUUCAUCAUUGGAGGCAGGAGGGUGCUGACGAAUGCACACUCGGUGGAGCAUUAUACGCAGGUUAAAUUAAAGAAGAGGGGCUCUGAUACGAAGUACUUGGCGACGGUGUUGGCAAUUGGCACCGAGUGUGAUAUAGCCAUGCUGACAGUAAGUGAUGAUGAAUUCUGGGAGGGAGUUUCCCCAGUGGAGUUUGGUUCUCUGCCUGCACUCCAAGAUGCUGUUACUGUUGUUGGGUACCCGAUUGGAGGAGACACCAUCUCUGUUACCAGUGGUGUUGUGUCACGUAUGGAGAUCUUAUCAUAUGUUCAUGGCUCAACUGAGCUAUUGGGCUUGCAGAUAGAUGCAGCCAUAAACUCUGGAAAUUCUGGUGGUCCUGCAUUAAAUGAUAAGGGCAAAUGUGUUGGUAUAGCAUUUCAAUCCCUUAAACAUGAAGAUGUGGAAAAUAUUGGCUAUGUCAUCCCAACUCCUGUCAUUUUGCAUUUCAUUAAUGAUUAUGAAAAAUCAAGCGAGUAUACAGGUUUUCCCAUACUUGGGAUUGAAUGGCAAAAGAUGGAAAACCCGGAUCUGCGGAAGGCGAUGGGGAUGACACCUGAUCAGAAGGGUGUUCGCAUUCGUAGAGUAGAACCUACAUCACCGGAGUCGGAAUUUUUGAAACCAUCUGACAUUCUUUUGAGCUUUGACGGAGUUGACAUUGCUAAUGAUGGAACUGUUCCUUUCAGGCAUGGUGAGCGCAUUGGAUUUAGUUACCUUGUUUCACAGAAGUAUACUGGAGAGACUGCUUUAAUCAAAGUAUUACGCAAAGCUAAGGUUCAUGAGUUUAAGAUGAGACUUGCGACCCACAAGAAGCUUGUUCCAGCUCACAUAAAGGGCAGACCUCCAUCAUAUUACAUAAUUGCUGGGUUUGUUUUCACGGCCAUAUCAGUUCCAUAUCUUCGUUCUGAGUACGGCAAAGAUUAUGAAUAUGAUGCACCUGUGAAGUUGUUGGAGAAGCAUCUACAUGCAAUGGCGCAAUCACCUGAUGAACAGUUAGUAGUGGUUUCUCAGGUCCUUGUGGCUGAUAUCAACAUUGGUUAUGAAGAUAUUGUUAACACUCAGGUAGUUGCCUUCAAUGGAAAACCUGUCAAGAACCUUAAAAGCUUGGCGACUAUGGUAGAAAAUUGUAAUAGUGAGUUCCUGCAGUUUGACUUGGAGUAUGAGCAGAUUGUAGUCCUAGAGACGAAGACAGCAAAAGCAGCAACUCCAGAAAUUCUCACCACGCAUUGUAUUCCUUCUUCAAUUUCAGCUGAUCUGAAGUCUUGAAGCUAGCUACGCAGACGUGUUGUGCUGUUGUUGAGCUAUUUAUGGAGCAUUUUGGUUUUUUUUUUUUUAAAUUCUACCUCUUUCUUUUUUCUUUUUUAAUUCUACCACUCUCUUUGUUUUUUUUUUUCUUUCUUGUUGUUGUUCUAAAGGCCGUUCUUGUUCUGGGCCUUGUAGUUUUGGCAUGUAAUACUUGCAACUCUAGGGGAUGACGCCAGUUCCAGUAUUGAAAUUUUUUUAAGUAGUUGUCAACA